Messenger RNA from Papilio polytes (common Mormon), 2389 nucleotides. It is a transcript of the gene Gcn5, whose product is annotated as histone acetyltransferase KAT2A. Gene Ontology annotation, biological process: positive regulation of transcription by RNA polymerase II; chromatin remodeling. NCBI's taxonomy places the organism in Eukaryota, Metazoa, Arthropoda, Insecta, Lepidoptera, Papilionidae. The transcript is spliced from 18 exons. Gene Ontology annotation, cellular component: nucleus; histone acetyltransferase complex. The record is from RefSeq and is a predicted model, not a curated record. The coding region runs from base 174 to 2177 and encodes 667 amino acids. Gene Ontology annotation, molecular function: histone H3 acetyltransferase activity; protein binding.
UUUCAACUUUGACAUUUGUUUUUGACAGCAAUCCUUGCAACAGGGAAAUACAAUUUUGUUAAAUGUAUUUUUUUAGAUUAGCGCAUAAUUAAUGCAGUAAACUAGACAAGAAAAGAAUUAUUCACGUAGUUUGAAUGGGGAUAAACGGUCUUCGAUAGCGUCGUAUAAGCAAUAUGACGUCUCAAAUGACAAACGAUCUAGGUGACAUAGGAAUGACAAACACUGAGGCGGAUUCCUCACAAGCACACGCACAAGAAGCAACAUCAAAUGCAACUCCGGAUGAUGCGACGUCCAGCAAUGCAGCGACCCCUUCAGGCAGCGAAGGAGCCUCGAGACAGUCCAACCUCCAAAGAAUCCAGCAGAGAAAGCAGCAAGUGUACAACUGGCCACAUAACAAGAAGCUUCUCAAACUGGCCAUAUACUCCGCCUGUCAAACUCCAGAAUGUUCCUGCAAUGGAUGGAAGGCUCCAGUGUCUCAGCAGCCUACAAAAGCUAUGCCCAGAACUGACCAGCCAUUGGCCAAUUUUAGUGAUCCAUGUCGCAAUUGUAACCAUAUUUUAGAAAAACAUGUGACACAUUUACAAGGCAUAGCGGUGUCCGAGGUGAAUCGCUUAUUAGGAGCAGUAGUUGAUGUAGAGAACAUAUUCAUGUCUAUGCAUAGAGAGGAUGAUCAUGACACAAAGAGGGUUUAUUACUUUUUAUUUAAGUUGCUCCGAAAGUGUAUAUUAACAAGAACACACCCUCGUAUAGAGGGUCCAUUAGGACAGCCUCCGUUUGAACGGCCUUCCAUAGCUAAAGCUAUAACUAACUUUGUGCUGUACAAAUUCAACUCGCUAGCACAACGGGAAUGGCAGACAAUGUAUGAUUUAGCCAAAAUGUUCCUACAUUGCUUCAAUCAUUGGAACUUUGAGACACCAAGUGUUAGGAAAUUGCAAGUUUCAAAUCAAGAAGAUAUAUCGGCGUAUCAAAUAAACUAUACCAGAUGGUUAGUGUUCUGCCACGUGCCCGCGUUCUGCGACUCCCUCCCCCACUUCGAGACGUCGCUAGUGUUCGGGCGCACGUUGCUGCGAGCCGUCUUCAAGUCAGUCUGUCGCCAGUUGAUGGACAAAUGUCAUUCCGAAAGAGAUAGAAUGCCACCGGAGAAAAGGGUAUUAGUUCUGACACAUUUCCCGCGUUUCCUGGCGCUGCUGGAGGAGGAGAUCUUCAGCGCCAACUCGCCCAUCUGGGACCCCGACUACAAGCAAGUGCCGCCCAACCACCUGCAGGCCAUACUCGACAGUAAAAACAGCGGUCGUCGCGCGGGAGAGUUUGAACGUGUGACUCCGUCCGGAGAGAGCAAAGAUGGCUUCACAACAGUUACACUGUCAUCGGGUUCAAUAAAGCAGGAGGGAGGUACGAAGCCUGUUAAUUUGUAUAACUACAAACUGGCGUUGUUCCAAAUGCAAGCUCCGCGCGACGAGGCCGCCAAGCUGGAGGAGCAGCGCAAGAUGAUAGAGUUCCACGUCAUCGGGAACUCUCUCACGGGGCCCGUCAACAAGCAGACCAUGCUCUGGCUCAUUGGUCUGCAUAACGUAUUCUCUCAUCAGUUGCCGGAAAUGACAAAAGAGUAUAUAUCACAAUUAGUUUUUGAUCCUAAACAUAAAACGUUAGCACUUAUAAAAGAAGGUCGACCUAUCGGUGGAAUUUGCUUCAGAACAUUCCAUUCACAGGGUUUCAGUGAGAUAGUGUUCUGCGCGGUGACGUCCAACGAGCAGGUGAAGGGCUACGGCACCCACCUCAUGAACCACCUCAAGGACUACCACAUCCGCAACAACAUCUUGCACUUCCUCACAUUCGCUGAUGAAUUCGCUAUCGGUAAGUAUGGUAUAUUUACUGAUAUUAUUUUAUUGCAGGUAAAAAACCAUGCGGCGUCGUGGCCGUUCCUUAAACCUGUAGAUAAAAGCGAAGUUCCAGACUACUACGAUCAUAUCAAAUAUCCUAUGGAUUUACGUACGAUGGGCGAGCGGCUGAAGUCCCGCUACUAUGUGUCCAAGCGACUGUUUAUUGCGGACAUGACGCGCAUAUUUACUAACUGCAGGCUCUAUAACUCUCCUGAUACUGAUUAUUAUAGAUGUGCAAAUCUCUUGGAGAAGUAUUUUCAAACGAAGAUGAAAGAAGCUGGUUUGUGGGACAAAUGAUUGGAGUUUGUGAAGUCACAGAUACAUUAUGUAUUAAUUUUAUAUAACAAAAUAGUGAGUUUUAAAUUAUACUAAUUUUGUGGUUAAUACUAAGCUAAUGCUAUGUCAAAGCUUAUUUGUAACAUGUCUACGUUUUAAAUAUAUCUUUGACUAGCUGUUCCCGUGCGGCUUCAUCCGCAUGAAAUCAUGAAAAUUUUAUUUUGUUGUUUACA